Messenger RNA from Closterium sp. NIES-67, 2429 nucleotides. The record is from the annotation of a GenBank genome assembly. NCBI's taxonomy places the organism in Eukaryota, Viridiplantae, Streptophyta, Zygnematophyceae, Desmidiales, Closteriaceae.
GUCUCCUCACAUCGUCCCGACUCCUCGUCGCGUCCCACUUCAACCUGCCGACUCUUCUUGCUAACUACUAUUACCACGCGUCUGGCUACUACCUGUACAAAGCUUGGGUGCUCCCACGUUUCAGCAUUCUGCUUUCAACUCAAGUCGCUGAGAGUAUACGAGACGGGGGGUUGAGCGAGGACGUUAUCAGUAGUACCACUAGCGUUAGUAGCGCCGCAAUCAAUGCGGAUUCGUGUCGUAUAAGCCAUGCAGGAAGAGAGCGAAGCUCACUCGGGCGAAAACGGCGAGUCACCGCACACGUCGUCCCGCCGCGCCGACUCCCCCAGCGCGAACGCGAACUCCCCGUCGCUAGAAGAAUCUGACGGGGAGCCCAUCGCAAUCGACGCAACGGACGAUACUAGAGCUUCGCUUCAACUCCAACGCGACCCACACCCUCAACUACCGCCCCUCGCUCCUCGCGAACCCACCGAUCGCUCUAAUCCAUCACAGCCCGCCGUGGCGGAAGGACCCCAUAGUGCUACAGAUAAUAAUAAUGAUAGGCCCGUCGCGUACCGCGGGGUGAGGCAGCGGCGAUGGGGUAGAUGGGUGACAGAAAUCCGGGAGCCGGUACGGGGCCAGCGGAUAUGGCUCGGAUCGUACGACACUGCGGAAGAGGCCGCGCGCGUGUACGACAUGGCCGCGCGACUAUUACGCGGGCGCUCUGCCCGGCUGAAUUUUCCCGGGCAGCAGGUGCUGCCCGUGGCCCUUCCGCGAGGCACGGCGGAAAUUCUGCUUGAGGCGAGCCGGGAGGCUGCUCGUCGGACGCAGCGGAGACAGCAGCAGCGGCAGCAGCACAGGGGACAGCAGCAGCAGCAGCAGCAGCAGGCUGCACGCUCGUCGCAGUCGCUGCCGCUUCCACCGCCACAGCAGCAGCAGCAGCAGCAGCAGCAGCAGCAGCAGCAGCAGCCGCACGUAGAGCAGGCGCAUCGCAUGCAGCAGGCAUGGGGACCGGCAUCAGGAGCAACGGCAGCAGCCGAAGCGGCAAGUGGAGAGCCUGACUCACAGCACCCGCAGGUAGUAGCAUCACCUGGAGUACGCCGGACGGUGACGCCGCCGACUUUUGCCGCGGGGCAACUAGAGGCAGCAGACGGAGGAGUGGAACCGACAGGGACAGGGGCAGAGUCUAGCGUGCUCUCGUCGCACAUUCAAGCCUUGGCGCGCAUUGCGGCGAUGCAUUCCAGUGACACUGGAGACCCGUCCUCUCAACCAUUACUGACCAGUGCUACUACAGCUGCUGUCGCCAGUUCUCCACCCCUCCCGCACGACGCACAGCCAGCCUUCAGCACGUCCCAGGUCGGAAACACCCCGGCAAUGGGUUUUCCUAGUAGCAUCCCCGGCCCUCCUGCUGGCAGCAACGUGGAUAUGCACAGCCUCGCUGUGGCUGCUGCAGCCGCUGCCGUUAUUCUAAGGCAGGCCGCAGCAGGCACAGGGAGGCAGUGCUCCCAGCGAGACAUGGAGAUCCUCAUGGGGGCCAUGGGCGCGAGAGCGAGCUCGCAGAUGGGGGCCACCGGCGGCGGCAGCAUGGGCACUGGCAGCCGCGUGGCUGCGGACUUGCUGGAGAGCUUGAGGUCGGCAGAGAGGGCUGCCAGAGGGGGUGAUGGAGCAGCGGUGGAGACUUCCGCUGAGGAUGCUGCAAGGGGGGGAAUGAUGGGGAGAGGAGAGCAGUUGCGGGUGGAUGAGCAUGGGUGGGAGGGGCGGGAACAGGGCGCGCUGGGCGUCAGUGGAAGGCCACGGCAUUGGCAGGGACAGGGACAGGGAUUCGUAGGAGAGGGGCCAGGGCUGGGAGCACUUGCGAGGAAUCCAGGAGUCGUUGGUGGAAGGGGGCAUGCAAUUGGGCAGGAAGGAGGAGAGGCGGGAGUGAGCAGUCCUGGAUACUAUCUGGGAAGGGCUGUGGCCCAACAGCACCAGCAGACUCGUAGAGCCGGCUCGUUCCAGGAGACUGUAUCAGCUGCUUGGUCAGAGUCCCCCGGUUCUGACUUGGAUGCUGCAAUGUGGGAAGGAGGGCAAGUGGAAGGGGGAGGACAGGGAGGCACAGCCAGAGAAGGGAGUGUGGAGGUGGAAGGUGGUGUGGACAGUGAGCUAGAGAGGUUCUUAAUGGGAAUUGUGACUGGAUCAGGGGUGACUGAGGAUGAUGAGAGGAGCAGCCCUCCAGGCGGAGAUGCUUCGGGGAAUUAAGCCACAUAAGGUAGUAUGGAGAUUGCCUUGAUGGACACAAUUACGGAUGGAUGAUACAUGCUGAAUGGAGCAUGCACGAAAAGGCUAUGUUGGAUGCUAAGGCGACUAUUAGCCCACGUUAUGCUAACCAAUUCUUAAUUGUUUGACAUCUAGGCCAACGUCCUUCUAACUGUUCGAAGUUUUUAUUGAAAGGAUGAUGAGAGUAGCUUCAUACG